AUGACGGCAGCCGCGAUGCCGACCACUCCAGUAUCCUGUUCCAAGAGUGAUAGAAAGCCACCUACGUCCACCCCCCGUGGGACGAGGACAAAGGAAGAGAAGAUCUUCGUGACAGUGCGGGUGAGGCCUUUGAGCAAGAAGGAGCAGGCGCUGAAGGACCACAUAGCGUGGGAGUGCAUCAACGAUCACACCGUCGUGUUCAAGCCCUCCUGCCAGGAUCGCUCCAAUUCCUCAUCUUCCCACACUUUUGGUAAGAACUCUGAAUUCAGGAUCUCCCCCUAUUAUAUCGUGCCUUCUCCAUUUACCUCAAUCCUUCCACCCCAGCUGGCUCUGUUCUGACUGAAGCUUCCCCCCUCGUAGACAGGGUGUUUGGCCCGGCAUGCCUGACCGAAACCGUGUAUGAAGAAGGAGCCAAGGAUGUUGCCCUUUCAGCUCUGACAGGAAUCAAUGGUAUUAUAAAUACAGCGUUAUAUACGAGAAUUUGCCACUUUUAAAUGCCUUAUUUUUGAAUCCUUGUGAUCCGACCCCUGUUUAAUCUCUGUAGCUACAAUAUUCGCGUAUGGGCAAACCAGCAGUGGGAAGACGUACACCAUGAGAGGGAUCACUGAGAAUGCUGUGAACGAUAUCUACAAUCACAUACAGAAUGUAUGCCCCCCCCCCAAAAAAAAACCAAUGAUGGUUUUAUUGAAUUGCUGACGUCCGUAGACGACCUGCGUUUUGAUGGUAACAUCAAUUGGGAGAAAUUCUGGGAUCUAGAUAUCUGAAAUCAUGUUAUGCUUCCCCAUCCGCAGACUCCAGAGAGAGACUUCGUAAUCAAGUUAUCAGCACUGGAGAUUUACAAUGAGGUGGUCAAGGACCUGUUGAAUCCAGAUUCAGGACCUCUUCGCUUGCUGGAUGACCCGGAGGUUUUCUUUUUUUUUCUCUUUUUAAUUCACUGAAGUGGGUAUGGUUCGGGUAAUCUGAAUGUCUUCCCUGAUGAUUUAGCCUUGAUUAAAUGAUAUCUUUUCAGCAAGGUACUGUGGUAGAGAAGCUGGAAGAAGAAACAGCAAGAAGUAGCCAACAUCUGAGACAAAUGAUUGCCAUUUGUGAAGGUAGAACUCUGUUUUUCUAGUCAACAGCGCUCGUGAAAUUGCAUCCCAAAUCACUGAGGCCCUACCAUGUUUCACAGCGCAGAGGCAAGUCGGAGAAACCGCUUUAAAUGAUACUAGCUCUCGAUCACAUCAGAUUAUACGGCUGGUGAGCUUGAUGGAAUUGGGGUUGACUUGUUGGUCUCCAUAGUCAUAGAUUCCAAAUAGAUAUCUAAGCUUUUCAUAUCAUCACCUGGUGCAGACUAUAGAGAGCAUGCUUCGAGAGAACUCCGGCUGUCUCAAGUCCUACAUUGCAACACUCGUAAGAUGGAGUGCCUCAAUGAGCACAUUUCUGUCAUUUUCGGAGAUUUUUUUCCGAGGAAUUUAGUUAAUUUAAUGGUUUCUACAGAAUUUUGUGGAUCUUGCUGGAAGCGAGAGGGCAUCUCAGACAAAUGCAGAUGGCGCAAGGCUGAAAGAAGGCUGCCAUAUCAACCGGAGCCUGUUGACUCUCACAACUGUCAUUAGAAAGCUCAGGUUAGUGUAACUAACUAUCUCGUUGAAACAUCCGAGGUCCACUACUGGACAUAAAGAUUGCCAGACUAAGAACUCCAAGCGAGAAAAAGUUGCCAAAAAAGGACCAAAAAGGUCUAAACCGACUGCCGUUUCUUUUGCCUUUUAUUUUUUUUUGAAUGUUAGAAUGGUAAGACCGAGAUUAAUGAUUUUAUUCUUAUAUAAGAAAACAUAGGAAUAUAAUUUUUUAGUGCUGAAAACGAGUACAUAUAUUCUUCAAUGGAAUAUGAACCAGAUUAAAACCUGUACUCCCACAAGAGCAAAAAACAAUGGAAUACAUAUAUUCUUCACAGACUAUGAGCGGUUUUUCCCCCCCCCCCAAUCAUUAUUCUUCAGCGAAAGGUACCUUAUCUGUCUCCUUGAUAUAUAUGCUCUUCCAUCAUUCUUCAGCGCUGGAAAGAAAAGCGGCCACAUUCCGUACAGAGAUUCGAAGCUCACUCGCAUCCUCCAAGUCUCUCUCGGCGGCAACGCUCGGACGGCCAUCAUCUGCACCAUGAGUCCGGCGUUCACCCACGUCGAGCAAUCUCGCAACACUUUAUAUUUCGCCACCCGCGCCAAGGAGGUCACCAACAACGCCCAAGUGAACAUGGUAUGUCUGGAGAUCAUCACAUUCUUCAUAAAAAAUAAAAUAAAAUAAAAUAAUAAAAAACCAUGAAUCACAUCGCAUCUUAUGGGUUCUUCUCCUCAUCUGUUCAGCUCGUCUCCGACAAGCAAUUAGUCAAGCAUUUGCAGAAGGAGGUGGCCAGGCUCGAAGCGGAGCUGCGGACGCCGGAGCCCUCUGCGUCUUCCACCUCAGAUGCGAUCCUGAUGGAGAAAGAGCUCCAGAUCAGAAAGGUGGGAAAUCCCCCGAAUUUUAUUCAUCAAUCAUAGUGAAGAAAGGAAAGAAAGCUGAGCCCUUUGAUUCGUUGAGAUGGUGUGCAGAUGGAGAUGGAGAUGGAGGAGCUGAAGCGCCAGAGGGACCUCGCACAAUCGCAGCUGGACGAGCUGCAGAGGAGAUUAGAUGAGAAUCAAAGGGUAGGCGCAUGAUAAUCUCGCACCAGGUUCCAUUAAUGGGGCAUUAGAAUCUGCCGUGGCAGUUAAUUUCGAGCUCUGCGUUCUCUCUUUCAGGGACAGAAUCCCGUCGAGUCUCCUCGCCAGGCGGCGAAAUGCCUCACCUUCUCCGGCCCAUCACCCUUCCAUGGAAGGUCCAGGAACCCGAUGAGGCAAUCCUCGACGGUUCCGUUCAUGUUGGUACAUGAAAUCCGCAAGCUCGAGCACCUGCAACUGCAGCUCGGAGAAGAAGCCAACCGGGCCCUGGAGGUGCUUCAGAAGGAGGUGGCCUGCCACAGGCAAGGGGACCAGGACGCCGUGGAGACCAUAGCCAAGCUUGAGGCCGAGAUCAAGGGCAUGCGCGCCGUUCAGUCUCUGUCCAAAGAGGCGGCGCCGCCGCCACCUGCCGGCGGAGCGGCCGGCGGUGAGGAGAAGAGCUCGUCGGGGGCGAACCUCAAGGAGGAGAUAACCAGGCUUCACUCUCAGGAGAGCACCAUCGCCACUCUGGAGGAGAAGCUAGAGAAUGUGCAGAGAUCUCUGGACAAGAUGCUGCUGUCUCUGCCGUGCGGCGGCGAGUCGAGGACGACGACCCAGUCGAGGAAGAAGAAGAAGACGAUCCUCCCACUCUCGGUCAGUAGCUCCGUCAACGUGCAGAAUCUGAUACUCAAAUCCCCGUGCUCUCCCAUGUCGGCGGUGGAGGACGAGCCGGAGAACAGGGCCCCGGGAGGCGGCACCCCCUUCCCGUGCUCAGAGAAGGCGGCGGCGGCCACCCCCGGAAGGAGCGAGGACGGCGGCGACGCGUCGUCGCGGGAAGGAACGCCGCCGUGCCGCCGGCGCACCAGCUCCGUGAACAUGCGCAAGAUGCAGAGGCUGUUCCAGAACGCGGCGGAGGAGAACAUACGGAGCAUAAAGGCGUACGUCACCGAGCUCAAGGAGAGGGUCGCCAAGCUCCAGUACCAGAAGCAGCUCCUGGUUUGCCAGGUCAAACCCCACCCGCCAUAGCCCAUCUCAUCUCCGAGAAGCCCUCCUCCCAUCUCCCAACUGAUUGAUGGCGGGGCGGCCAUUUCAGGUGCUGGAGCUGGAGGCGAACGAAGGGUACGCGGGGGCGGAAGAGGACGACUCCUCGGAGAUCCAGCGGAGCUCGCCGGAGACAUGGAGCUCCGCCAUGUUCAAGGAACAGAGGCGGCAGAUCCUCCGGCUGUGGGACGUCUGUCAGGUCUCCAUCAUCCAUAGAACGCAGUUCUACCAGCUCUUCCGAGGGGACCCAGACGACCAGAUCUACAUGGAAGUGGAGCUCCGCAGGCUCACCUGGCUCCAGCAGCACCUGGUGGAGCUCGGCACCGGAAGCCCCUUCGGGGAGGAGCCCCCCCUCUCGUUGGUAUCGAGGUAAAGCAGGAACCCUAAACCCCAGACAGGUCUCUAAAACCCUAAAAGAGAAAAAAACCCCUAAAAAUCCUGGUAUUUUUUGGGGGGAAUGGCAGCGCGAGGGCGCUGAGGCAGGAGAGGGAGUUCUUGGCAAGGAGGAUGAGCUCGAGGCUGACGGCGGAGGAGAGGGCGGCGCUGUACGUGAGGUGGGGGGUGGCUCUGGAGAGCAAGCAGAGGAGGAUGCAGGUGGCGAACAGGCUGUGGACUGAUCCUGAAGAUGCAGAGAACGUGGAGGAAAGUGCCCACCUGGUGGCGCAGCUGGUUGGGCUCGGAGAAGGAGGGGACGCCGUCCCCAAGGAGAUGUUUGAGCUCAACUUCGCCCUCCCCGAGGCCAAGCGCCCUUGGCUCCUCGGCUGGAAUCCCAUCCACAACCUCCUCAGGAUCUGA
Spirodela intermedia is the source of this 4478-nucleotide messenger RNA. The record is from the annotation of a GenBank genome assembly. Lineage: Eukaryota; Viridiplantae; Streptophyta; Magnoliopsida; Alismatales; Araceae.